AUGUUUUCCACUCCAGCGCUGCGCACCCACUGGCUCGCGUGCGUCGUGUUCAGCGUGCUGCUCCAAAGCCUCGUCCUUCUUGACCGCGUGGCCGGGCUUCCCUCGCAGCCGUCGGCGCUGUUCAGCACGGAGAGGAUGGGACUCGCAUCGGUCGACAAAGCUGCCGCCGACGCCCCGCAGAUCGCAGCGCCCCAACAAGCAGCAGCCCAGACAUCCAAGCCCGCACCUUUUGACCCGGUCUCGCCGAUCAAUCCGCCCGGACGCGGCUGCUUUAAUCCCGCGGAAUACACCGGCUCGUGGUUCUAG
Molecule: messenger RNA, 306 nt
Organism: Puccinia triticina
Lineage: Eukaryota; Fungi; Basidiomycota; Pucciniomycetes; Pucciniales; Pucciniaceae
Exons: 3
Coding region: 1-306 (101 amino acids)
Source: RefSeq, a predicted model, not a curated record